AUGUUCCCCGACCUGUCCGCCUUCCAGACAGUCGCUGACCUCAUCACUCACCUCCGCACUAGUGAUGCCCGCUUCCGUGCCGCCAUGCCCGCUGAGUUUCUUGCCUCCAACCCUCCCCCGCUCUGGCUCACUCUCUACCACCUAGUCACCCGCCUCCCUGACACUCUGCGUACAGGGUGUUCCCCCUCCCCCCUGCUCCCCUCUGUCGCCUCUGCUGCUGCUGUCGACCUCCUUGGUGCUGAGCAGGUCGGCUCUGCGUUCGCUCCCAGCGGGCGUCGCAGCGGCAAGGGCAGGGGAGGCAAGGGCGGUGGGGGUGACGGCGGGGGAGGCGGUAGUGGGGGUGGUGGCGGGGCUGGAGGGGCUAGUGGCAGCGGUGGGAGUGGUAGAGGCAGCGGCGGCGGCGGUGGCCGGGGUGGGGGCGGUGGUGGUGGCGGCAGUGGACGUGGAGGCGGCAGGGGCGGUGGUGGUGGUCGUGGAGGCGGCGGUGGUGGUCGUGGAGGCUCUAGCACUGGCCAGAGCGCGCAGCACCCUCAGUCCUCCCAGGAGCUUCGUGAGUGGUACUUACAGCACGGGGGUGGGGGGGGUAGCCUUAGCUGCACGUACGUCAUCCGCACUGGUCGCCGCAAAGGACAGACGUGCGGGAGGGCGCACACUGCGCAGCGCUGCUUCUCUCGCCUAGAUGACGCGUGGCGUGCUCAGUUUCCUGACGCUCCUGAGCUCCCUCAGUGGGCUGAUCUCCUCAAGAAGGAUAUCGAUAUCUAUGCUCUUGAUUUUGAUGUUAUUCUCAAAGCCAUGUAUGCAUUAACUAUUAGUGGAGAGGAGGACCAGUACCUGUGUGUUCCGCCUGACCCAGGCAUCCGCACGAGUCAGGCUGCAGCCCUAGGUGCUUGCGUGUCUGCUGCCCCAGGUGCUAGUGAGGCUACUGCUCUAGGUGCUUGUGUGUCCGCCACCCCAGGUACUAUUGAGUCCACUGAGGCACAGCACACCUUCACUCUAGACUCAGGCGCUUCGCGCUGUUUCUUUCGUGACCGCACUGCUCUUGAGCCCCUUGCUCGACCAGUCGCUGUCUCACUCGCUGACCCCUCUGGGGGUCCGGUCGUUGCGACCUCCUCCACUGUCCUUCCUUGUCCUGCUGUCCCGUCGGGCACACUGUCAGGUCUCCACCUCCCCUCGUUCUCUACAAACUUGGUGGCGGGUUGUGCGCUUCAGGAUGGGGGUGUUCACCAGUUCACCCCUGCCUACGAGCGUGUGACACACUGCACGUGUGCUCGGACGGGCCGUCACCUGGCUACCUUCACUCGGCAGCCGGGGUCGGACCUGUACACACUGACCACUGAGUCCCCUCAAAUAGCGGCGUCUGCGUCUGCGUCUGCGUCAGUGCAGCGCCUUCGGGGCAUGCACUCCCGGUACCUUGUCUCUGGUCAUCCUCGGGUACUCCCUCCCCUCCCACCCUCCCUUGCUCCUGCUUGUCUUCCCUGUGUCGAGGGGCGGCAGCGCGCUGCCCCUCACUCCUCCUCGUUCCCCCCGACGACAGCUCCUUUGCAGACGCUCCACAUGGACGUGUGGGGCACAGCCCGCGUUCGUGGUCAGGGCCAGGAGAGGUACUUCUUGAUCGUCGUUGAUGACUACUCGCGCUACACCACGGUCUUCCCCUUGCGCACCAAGGGUGAAGUCCCUGAUGUCCUGAUCCCUUGGAUCAGCAGAGCACGUCUUCAGCUGCGAGAGCGUUUUUGCUCGGAGUUUCCUGUCCUGCGCUUGCACUCUGACAGAGGUGGCGAGUUCUCCUCUGACCUCUUGGCAGCCUACUGUGCCGAGCACGGCAUUCGCCAGUCGUUCACGCUUCCGGCCUCUCCAUAG
Molecule: messenger RNA, 1857 nt
Organism: Closterium sp. NIES-65
Lineage: Eukaryota; Viridiplantae; Streptophyta; Zygnematophyceae; Desmidiales; Closteriaceae
Source: the annotation of a GenBank genome assembly